This is a messenger RNA of Hippocampus comes (tiger tail seahorse), 6172 nucleotides long. RefSeq names its product regulating synaptic membrane exocytosis protein 1-like. The record is from RefSeq and is a predicted model, not a curated record. Gene Ontology annotation, cellular component: cytoskeleton of presynaptic active zone; presynaptic membrane. Gene Ontology annotation, molecular function: transmembrane transporter binding; small GTPase binding. NCBI's taxonomy places the organism in Eukaryota, Metazoa, Chordata, Actinopteri, Syngnathiformes, Syngnathidae. Gene Ontology annotation, biological process: calcium ion-regulated exocytosis of neurotransmitter; regulation of membrane potential; regulation of synaptic vesicle exocytosis. The transcript has 32 exons. The coding region runs from base 1277 to 5635 and encodes 1452 amino acids.
AUUUUUUUUAUCCAUUGCCCUUGAUCUUUUUCAGUACAUGUGUUUGAAAUAUGUUUACAUUGUUUUCAAAGUUUGUUUGAAGUACAGUAAGUAUGAGAAGCUUAGAAUUAUUUCAUGUGAUAUUUUUAUAUGCAGAAUUUCUCUGACUGCAUGGAUCGUCAGGAACAUAACCACCGCGACGGAGGAGGCAUUACAGUAUUGUGUUCACUUGGACUUAGCCAAUGAAUGUUGUGUUACUUUUCAUGUAAAUGACAGGAAAAUGUUGAAUAGUGUGACGCCCCUUUACAGGAUUCCGAAAGCUGACCAAUCAGAGAAAGGUGUUCUUUUGCGGGGUACGUUUAAGCCUUAAAGAGACAGGAACCAAAAGAGCAGAAGAUGAUUGAGCAGACAGCUACAUGAAGUUAAUAAACUAAAUAAUUACGGCUUAAUUGAAUUCAUCUCGAAGACAUGGGUUGUCUUACAGAGCUUUAUAUAAAAAAACAAAACACUUGAAAGUUAUUGUGUUUGGUAAAUGUCCCGAAGCUGUAACAUAACAGUCAGUCAGUCAGUCAGUUAGGGGAGCGGGGAGGGGAGGGAGGGGUGCUGAAUUCUCGCCCUUGAGGAAACCCUUUAUUUUGAUACGUGCGACAAGCCGCCGUGAGCGCGCAUUUUCCCCUUCGAGUGGAGCCCCCCAUUCUCAAAUUAGGGCGGCGCGUUCCUGCUGCAAGAGAAGUGAACGCGCUUGAGGGGCUGCGGUCCCAUUGACGGCUCUGUCUCCUUGACAGCAGCAUCAGCAUCAGCAAGAAGUGUCUGCCUCGCCUUGCAGCGACGCAGCCAGGCCAGUGGUCGAGCGGAGACCGCCUUCCGUCGCCACCUCCCUCUCCUCUGCUCGGCCGGAACUCGAAUCAUCCCCGUGUGCCCGCGUCCGCACCGACCGCCGGAGAAAUGGGCUCCCCGUAAAACAGAGGUGGUGGAGGGGAGCGGCGGGCGGGUGGGAGGGGGGUGGGGGUUCGAUACCGGAGCUGCAAGAGGGAAAAGGAGAGGCAAGAACGGCAAUCUGGAACAUUGGCGUUACCACAACCACCAUCGCUGUCAUAGCUACUAUCACACUGUCGCCGCCGCCCUCGCCGCUGCCGCGCCGGGUGCCUCCCCCCAACCGUCAUGGGAACUCCGCAUCAGUCGCUCCUUAAACUGCUUCAUCCGCAGGCCAUGUCGUGAUCCGUGGGCUCCGCCAGCGGGUUUUCGUGAUCCGUGAUCCCAAUCGACGGGAAGGAAGAGGCGGGUGGUGGUGGGCAAGAUGUUCGCCUCAGUAGGCCCUCGGGGUCCACCCGUCGCUCAGGCCAUCCCAGAGCCCGACUUGAGCCACUUGACUGAGGACGAAAGGAAGAUCAUCAUGGCUGUACUGGCUCGGCAACGGGAGGAAGAAGCGAAGGAAGAGGCCAUGCUAAAAGAAGAAAAGCCUAUCCAAGCGAGAACAGUCAACUUGGUUGGACAGAAAAAACCUCCGCAGCAAAAUGAUGUCCGGGGCAUCCAGCAGCAGCUUUCCAGCUACAGGGAGACGGUGAUCAGGCAGGCCACAGCUGCAGCAGGCUCAGCGGUUCACCGAGACGAUGCUCCAACCUGUGGCAUCUGCCAGAAGACCAAGUUUGCAGAUGGUUGUGGGAACUUGUGCUCAUAUUGCCAGACCAAGUUCUGUGCCCGCUGCGGGGGGAGGGUCUCGCUUCGAUCCAAUACGGAGAACAAAGUGGUCAUCUGGGUGUGUAAUAACUGCAGAAAACAACAGGAAAUACUGACCAAGCCAGGCGAAUGGUUCACCGGUCCAUCAGGAAAGUCCACUAGUCUCGGUUCAGCCAUCAGUGAGCCAUCUGUGUGCCAAACCCUUGGCGAAAAAAAGCUGCGAUCCCACUCCCAAGCCCCUCCAGGCUCCACAACAUCCUUAGAGCCCAACCCAGCCAGUGCACCUGGGAGCACAGCUGGAAUAGACGUCCGGUCACGAAGUGAACCACCAAGAGACACGAGAAAUGGAAAAGGCGGUGGAGGAACUGGUCGGGGAGAGCGUAGGUCAGUCCAACCCAUGCUGCAGACCCAGGUUUCCAUGGACCGGGAUCUCAGGGGUGAAUCCAGGGAGCAUCGGGAAAGCCGGCGGCUCACAAAAGGGCGUUCUUUGGAGAUUGAUCCAGUCGGAGGAAGUAGUGGGUUGAAAAGGACACAAGACGGGGGCUACCAACACAUUGGCCACAGCGGUGGCCCCCCUCGUCAAACAGGGCCAGUCACUUCUGGAGGCCCCGGCCAUCCUGCACCAGUACAAGGCAGUGCAACAGGAAUUAUUGGGGAGGUGAGGGAUGGAUUAGUAUCUGGACAGAGGACUGUCGGUGGACAGUGUGAACACACCCCUGCGCAACAAGACCACCCACCUCAACUCAGAGAAGCUCUGAGUUCAGGAACUGGAUCAGCCCCUGAUCAAGGGCAUGUAGUGAGACGAACCAAAAGGAACAAGGCUGACAGCAUGCUCCGCAACGAUUCACUCAGCUCAGAUCAAUCGGAAUCUUUGCGCCCACCACCACCCAGACCCUAUAAAUCGAAGCGAGGGCUAGGGGCUGGAGGCAAGAGACAGACCAGUGUCAGCAGCUCAGAAGAGGAAGGAGGGACCACACCUGAAUACAGCAGUUGUGAGGAUGCUGAGAUUGAAAGUGUGAGCGAAAGAGGAGACUGGGAAUGCUACCCUCAUGACCCCACUGUGUGGCAUCAUCCUGUAACGUGGCAACCAUCCAAGGAGGGUGACCAUCUGAUUGGCAGAAUCACUCUUAGUAAGAGGAGCACAACCAUGCCUAAAGAAGCUGGGGCUAUGCUGGGAUUAAAGGUGGUUGGGGGUAGAAUAACAGAGUCAGGGAGAUUAGGUGCCUUCAUCACCAAGGUCAAGAAGGGCAGCCUGGCAGAUGUGGUUGGACACCUGAGAGCAGGGGAUGAAGUUUUGCAGUGGAAUGGGAAACUGUUACCAGGAGCCACCAUGAAGGAAGUUUACAACAUCAUCCUGGAAUCUCAAGCGGAGCCCCAAGUCGAGCUGGUUGUAUCCCGGCCUAUUGGGGUGUAUAGAAAAUAUCAUGAUAUCCCAAGAAUCCCAGACACCUCCCACCCUCCAUUAGAAUCCACAGGUUCAAGUUCAUUUGAGUCCCAGAAGAUGGAGCGACCAUCAAUAAAUCUUUUAUCUCCCACCAGUCCGAGAAUGAUUCUUGACGCGCCACAGCUCAUGCCAGGAAAACUUUCUGUAAAGCUCUGGUACGACAAAGCGGGUCACCAACUAAUAGUCAAUGUGCUUCAAGCGGUGGAGCUCCCUCUUCGGCCGGAUGGACGACCCAGAAGCCCAUAUGUCAAAAUGUACUUUCUUCCUGAUCGCAGUGAUAAGAGUAAACGCAGGACAAAAGCAGUGAAGAAGACCUGCGAGCCCAAGUGGAACCAAACAUUCCUCUACACUCACAUCCAUCGUAGGGAUUUCCGCAACCACAUGUUGGAGCUGACUCUAUGGGACCAGCCCAGAUCACCAGAGGAGGAUAGCAUCUUUAUGGGAGAAAUCCUGAUAGAGCUGGAGACAGCCUUGCUGGACGACAAGCCACACUGGUAUCCCCUCCAAACGCAUGAUGUCUCAUCUAUACCGCUCCCCCGCCCUUCCCCGUAUCUGCCUCGUCGACACAUACACACAGACAACCCGAGCAGGAAGCUGCAGCGUUCUCAGCGUCUAACAGAGCCUGAAUUUGAGGGUACAGCAGUAGUUUCUAAAGCAGAGGGACGUGGCAGGGAGCGACAACGGGAGCCCACGUCCACCCUGGAGGUGCCCGAGCGCCAGAGGACGACUUCUCAUCAUAUACGUUCUCGCUCAGUAUCCCCCCACCGCGAGGAGCAGGGAUAUAUGCGUUCCCGCCCAGCCAAUGUCCCUGCACAAAGGAGUCUCGACGAUGAGCUUUCGCACUCCAGGCGUUCUCGGUCUCCGACCCGCUACUAUGACUCUGCGAGAGGUCACCGCACGGAUCCGGAAUACCUGGAUGACAGUGAGGUCAUCAUGAUCCACCAAUCAAUGCGAGGCAAAAGUGCUGAGUGCAUCCACUUAAGUGAUCUUCAGCCUUCUCUGGACAGGGUUAGGAGUGCUAGCACCAACUGUCUGACUCCAGAUUAUCAUGUCCCCUCACCUGAAUUGGAAAGAAAAUCAUUGUCCCAUUCAUUGCCCCGGAGACGUCCUCCGAGCCCCAGGAUUUUUAUCCAACAUGCUUCCCCUGAAGAUGACAGGGGACACCUCCAAGGUGGUACACCUCUUAACUCUUCAGUGACAUCAUCCUCAUCUCGCAAAGUGAGGCAGCUCCCCCAGCUUCCCCCCAAGAGCAACAGUGUAGAACAAGCCCUGGUAGCAGAGGAGCGCGUCCGUCAACUCCAAAUGAGAGUUCAUUCAAACCGGAUGUCAGCUGCAAGUAACUCCAGCAAGCAGGACCUGGAUAGAGCACUCAAGAACAAACGGGAGCUCUUCAAGGACCACAAGACGAGCAGUGAGAAUGCUUCCCAUAAGUCCUCAGACAGUGAUGUCAGCGAUGUAUCAGCCAUCUCUCGAACCAGCAGUGCCUCUCGGAUUAGUAGCACCAGCUACAUGUCCAUCCAGUCAGAGAGACCCAGAGGACGCUUCAGUCGAGCCAUGCGUGCGACGGGCCGCCACAUUCUGAAGAGUACCAGUGUGAGUGGCGAGAUCUAUGGCAUGGAGCAUGCAGAUGGCAGCCAAUCAGACACCGCCCUCGGGAGCUUGGGAAGUGGGAUCAAAAAGCGUCGCUCAAGCCUCAGCCAGCGUGUUGUUGCCAUCCUACCUUCAAGACGCAGUCGGAGUACCUCGCAGCUCAGCCAGACAGAAGCGGCUGUUAAGGCGGUGGACAGGCAGAAAGAGGCGCCAGCAGGUAAGAAGGUGGCUAAGGCUGGCAGCAGCAGUAUCCAACGGAGCGUCGAGACGGGCAUGGCAGUGGAGUACCCUCGAGGAGGCUCAGCUAUGAACCGUCAGGCCAGUCGAGAAUCCACUGAUGGCAGCAUGAACAGCUACAGCUCUGAGGGAAAUCUUAUCUUCUCAGGAAUGAGGUUGGGGGCUGACAGCCAGUUCAGUGACUUCCUAGAUGGUCUAGGACCCGGUCAGCUGGUUGGCCGGCAAACACUGGCAACACCCGCAAUGGGUGAUGUUCAAAUUGGUUUGAUGGACAAGAAAGGACAGUUGGAGGUGGAGGUGAUCAGGGCACGAGGCCUUACCCCCAAACCAGGCUCCAAAUCCCUCCCAGCCCCCUACGUCAAGGUGUAUCUGCUGGAUAGUGGAACUUGUAAAGCCAAAAAGAAAACUAAGAUUGCACGAAAGACCCUGGAGCCUCUCUACCAGCAGCAUCUGCUAUUUGAUGAGAGUCCACAGGGCAAGGUGCUUCAGGUGAUAGUGUGGGGGGACUAUGGACGAUUGGACCACAAAUGUUUUAUGGGUGUAGCACAGAUCUUAUUGGAAGAUUUGGACCUAUCAAGCACGGUGAUUGGAUGGUACAAACUUUUUCCACCAUCCUCGUUGGUAGACCCCACUCUAGCUCCGCUCACGCGACUGGCAUCUCAGACAUCAUUGGAGAGCUCAGGACCACCCCCGGGUGUUCGGUCCUAGUGACCGCGAUGACGUCGAGCGUCAAUAGAGGAACAUAACUAUUGGACCACAAUGGAGCAGAGCGUGGCAACAGGACAAGAAGACCUUGGUCUACCAAUAAAAAGCCACAAGGAGAGUCAGGGAACAAAAGGUACUAGAGAGCAGGUGGAAAAAAACUAGCUAAUCAAAGCUUAGUCGGAGUCUGACAAUCAUUUCUCACACCUUUACUUCUUUAUCAACUUCUACUUGAGCCUUUUCUUUGUAAAAGUUUGCCUUCAUUUGUUCCUCCAAGAUGGAGAUUUUCUUUCCACUUUAUCGAUUCUCUUUUGUGUGACUUUAUUUUUGUUCACCCGAUCAAAGUCCUUCACUAGCCGGGAGUGCUAUCAACACUGUGGGGGAAUUGGUCAAAGUUCAAACUGACACACCUUCAUACGGGUGAAUGGCUGCAUGAGACGUCCAUUGGCGUUGAAACAGUGGAAGUGUAGCUGAGCACGAGGGGCUGCCGUUUGGCAUUGUGUAGAAAACUUUUUAAGUUAAAGCAGCCUGUACACACACACA